AUGAGGUUAACCGUUGGAAGGUCGACGGAAGAAAUUGAAGAAAUAAACACUUUUGCGAAAUGGCUUUUGGAUUUGGGUGAGGGUAAUGUUGGUGGUCCAAAUGAUGGGGAAGCAACUAUUGAAAUACCACAAGAUCUUCUGAUUACUGAUGAAUCUGACCCAAUUGCAGCUUUAAUUGAUUUCGUUUAUCCAUCAAUCUUGCAAAACAUCAACAACCAUAAUUAUUUUAGUGAGCGUGCUAUACUUGCACCGAAGAAUGAUGUUGUGCAUGAGAUUAAUGACAGGUUGCUAUCAAUGUUUCCUGGUGAAGAAAGAGAGUAUCUUAGCUCUGACAGUCUUUGUCCAACCGAAGAUGUAAAUGCUACACAACAAAGAAUAUACUCUCCGGAUGUGCUCAAUGGACUUAAAAUUUCUGGCUUACCAAAUCAUAGGUUGGUGCUAAAAGUUGGUGUUCCAGUAAUGUUAUUACGAAAUAUUGACCAACGGAAUGGUUUGUGCAACGGUACAAGGCUACAAGUAAAAAAGUUGUACAACCGUGUAAUAGAAGCCGAGAUAAUAUCUGGUGCAAAUAUUGGUACUUCCACAUAUAUACCUCGGAUUAAUUUGAUCCCUUCUGAUAAAAAGAUUCCUUUUGCUUUUCAAAGGAGGCAAUUUCCACUUUCCGUAUGUUUUGCGAUGACAAUAAACAAAAGUCAAGGGCAGUCGCUUUCUAGAGUUGGUUUGUACCUGAAACAACCCGUCUUCUCUCAUGGUCAAUUGUAUGUUGCUUUAUCAAGGGUGAAAACAAGAGAUGGGGUCAAACUACUCAUACUUGACAACAAUGGAAAGCCGACAGAUAAAACAAAUAAUGUUGUUUAUAAAGAGAUUUUCAACGAAUUAUAA
Messenger RNA from Helianthus annuus (common sunflower), 882 nucleotides. RefSeq names its product ATP-dependent DNA helicase PIF1-like. NCBI's taxonomy places the organism in Eukaryota, Viridiplantae, Streptophyta, Magnoliopsida, Asterales, Asteraceae. The transcript has a single exon. Bases 1 to 882 code for a protein of 293 amino acids. The record is from RefSeq and is a predicted model, not a curated record.